This is a messenger RNA of Nothoprocta perdicaria, 2586 nucleotides long. RefSeq names its product acyl-CoA dehydrogenase medium chain (gene ACADM). The transcript has 14 exons. Bases 111 to 1382 code for a protein of 423 amino acids. Lineage: Eukaryota; Metazoa; Chordata; Aves; Tinamiformes; Tinamidae. Gene Ontology annotation, cellular component: mitochondrion. Gene Ontology annotation, molecular function: flavin adenine dinucleotide binding; medium-chain fatty acyl-CoA dehydrogenase activity. The record is from RefSeq and is a predicted model, not a curated record. Gene Ontology annotation, biological process: medium-chain fatty acid catabolic process; fatty acid beta-oxidation.
UCACAAGGUUGGUGAUUAGGAGAACUGUUCAGAACAUCCCACCCUGGAGACAGAGGACCUCCAGUGUCAGCACUCGAUCAAAGUAUCUGGAACAAAUUCUGUCAUCUAUUAUGGAAACUGACCUCCUGUGCUUUAAGAUGCUUCAAGCCAUUGCAGGGCGUGGAUGGAGAGCGUAUUCGACUGUAUGUGCUCAAAAUUUACACAAAGGCAAACCUGGAGCUGGCUUUAGCUUUGCGCUCUCUGAUGAACAGAAAGAGUUUCAAGCUACUGCUCGUAAGUUUGCUAGGGAGGAAGUUAUUCCUGUCGCAGCAGAGUAUGACAAAACCGGCGAGUAUCCUUUUCCRCUCAUAAAACGGGCUUGGGAACUUGGUCUCAUUAAUUUACACAUCCCAGAAAGCUGUGGUGGUCUUGGCCUUGGCAGCUUUGAAACAUGCCUUGUUACAGAAGAGAUAGCUUAUGGAUGUACAGGAGUCCAAACUGCCAUUGAGGCAAAUUCCCUCGGGCAAAUGCCACUAAUCAUUGCAGGAAAUGAUCAACAAAAGAAAAAAUAUUUAGGAAGACUGACAGAGCAACCAUUGAUGUGUGCCUACUGUGUAACAGAGCCCAUAGCAGGCUCAGAUGUGGCUGGUAUAAAAACAAAGGCUGAGAAAAAAGGAGAUGAAUAUGUUAUUAAUGGCCAGAAGAUGUGGAUCACAAAUGGUGGAAAAGCUAACUGGUAUUUUUUGCUAGCUCGUACCAGUCCAGACCCAAAAACUCCUGUGAGCAAAGCCUUUACUGGAUUCAUUGUAGAAGCAGAUAGCCCUGGAAUCCAAAUUGGAAGAAAGGAGAUUAAUAUGGGUCAGCGGUGCUCGGAUACCAGAGGUAUUGUCUUUGAAGAUGUGAGAGUCCCAAAGGAAAAUGUAUUACUAGCUGAGGGAGCUGGUUUUAAAAUUGCAAUGGAAGCUUUUGAUAAGACCAGGCCUCCUGUAGCAGCUGGUGCUGUUGGUUUAUCACAAAGAGCACUGGAUGAAGCUACUAAAUACGCUCUGGAAAGAAAAACCUUUGGAAAAGCAAUUGUUGAACACCAAGCAGUGUCUUUUAUGCUUGCUGAAAUGGCAAUGAAAGUGGAACUAGCUCGGAUGGCUUACCAAAGAGCUGCAUGGGAAGUUGAUGUUGGUCACAAGAAUACCUACUAUGCAUCCAUUGCAAAGGCAUUUGCAGGUGACAUUGCAAACCAAGUAGCUGCAGAUGCAGUACAGAUUUUUGGAGGAAACGGAUUUAAUACUGAAUAUCCUGUAGAAAAGCUAAUGAGAGAUGCUAAAAUUUACCAGAUUUAUGAGGGAACUGCUCAGAUUCAAAGGAUCGUCAUAGCUCGUGAACAUGUUAGCAAAUUUAUGGUUUAAAAGAAAGGUAUCCAGUGUGUCUGGCGCUGCUGUUCCAUUCCGUGCUCUCAGAAGAUGAGGAUGUUAAUGCCUUUGUCAGUAUAAUUAAAAAGGUGUGGGGAAAAAAAACUUUUCCCUUCAAAAUUUUAUUAUUCUGGACAGUACUAAGCAUUAUUUUAGUACCUACCACUUCCUCACUCCAUUUCUAACAACGCUGGUGUUUUCCAAGCAUGUCUGAAAUAAAGUGAUUGUUUGUCUCGUCUUCACCCACUUGGGAUUUUUCAUUCAAGUCUUUGGCUUGCAGUGGGGGAAGAGGUAAAACCUUCUUUGUAAAAUGUACAUUAAAAAAAUGAAUGGAAUUCAGAAAUAUUUUUAUUGUCCGUGAAGCUAUUCUACCUAUAACAAGUAAUUUAACUUUAAGAACUUCUGUAUUAUUUGUAAUGAUACAGAUUUGCUCCUACUGAGAUAAACUAUAGCUUUAUCAUUGGAGUUUAGGUGUGUAUCAAUUUAACAAAUCUCAGGGACACAAUUACUUUAAAAAGCUAUUCUGAUUCUUUCAAGGAUCAUAUAUUGCAGUAUAUUGCAUCCAGGUCAUCAUGUCCUAUAAUUAUGAAUAUGCUAACACAGUCAUUUAGUAGGAUUUAGAAACUACUCUCUUAAAUUUCACUAUGAAUACAGCUUAACUUCUGGACCAUUUGAAAACAAAUUUAUGUUCCUCUAAAGCUCAAGGAAGAUCAUUGUUAUUUUUCUGAAAGAGAAGAUUGCAUAUUAUAUGCCUCCAUGAAUCAGUAUAAACAAAAGAUACUUUUUAACAAUAACAAGGCUUCUUUUCAGUGAGACCUUGCUAUUUACUCACUUGAGUCCAUCACUGACAGAAAUUUUUAUUUGGUGCUUUUAUCUCUGUGCCUCAGAGAAAUCCAUUGUAUUUAUAAAUAAGAUGCUUAUUUUCUUGUGCCUUAAAAAUCGUGCCUUUGUGGAUGAAUGCUAAGGACACAUCACAGUAUUUUGAGAAAAACAUACUUUUGUUAGGAAAAAAAUACUGUCAUUCGGUUUCAAAUAUUUUAAUUGUAGYUGAGUUCAUGUAAAAUAACCUUUGGAAACUAUGCCAUAUAUUCAAAUAUAACAACUCUGUUCUGAACUUGGCUAUUACCUCUAAAAUUCUAAUGUGAAAAGGGCAAAAAUUGAGAAUAUCCUAACUGUUUUUCCACUUUGAAAUUCAGUGCUC